Molecule: messenger RNA, 1357 nt
Organism: Macaca mulatta (Rhesus monkey)
Lineage: Eukaryota; Metazoa; Chordata; Mammalia; Primates; Cercopithecidae
Gene: EMC4
Product: ER membrane protein complex subunit 4
Source: RefSeq, a predicted model, not a curated record
AAAUGACGUCUGUAUUAACGCGCCGGAAGUGUAUUUGCAGAGUGCGACAAAGUGGGGAACGCCGGUGGGCCUGUUGCGGAGUACGCUUUGGAGUGAGAAGCUUCGCGGCUGUAGCACGCAGCUGUUGCCAUGACGGCCCAGGGGGGUCUGGUGGCUAACCGAGGCCGGCGCUUCAAGUGGGCCAUUGAGCUAAGCGGGCCUGGAGGAGGCAGCCGGGGUCGAAGUGACCGGGGCAGUGGCCAGGGAGACUCUCUCUACCCAGUCGGUUACUUGGACAAGCAAGUGCCUGAUACCAGCGUGCAAGAGACAGAUCGGAUCCUGGUGGAGAAGCGCUGCUGGGACAUCGCCUUGGGUCCCCUCAAACAGAUUCCCAUGAACCUCUUCAUCAUGUACAUGGCAGGCAAUACUAUCUCCAUCUUCCCUACUAUGAUGGUGUGUAUGAUGGCCUGGCGACCCAUUCAGGCACUUAUGGCCAUUUCAGCCAAGAAUGGAGUUCAGUGGUGGAGGACUGCUUUUGUGAACAUGAGAAAGCAGCGCCUGGUCCCUAUGUAUUUGGGUCUUAUUUACAUCGUUCUUUAAGCCCUCAGCAUACUCUUUUUUUUUUUUUUUUUUUUUUUGAGGCGGAGUCUCGUUCUGUGGCCCAGGCUGGAGUGCAGUGGCCGGAUCUCAGCUCACUGCAAGCUCCGCCUCCUGGGUUUACGCCAUUCUCCUGCCUCAGCCUCCCGAGUAGCUGGGACUACAGGUGCCGGCCACCUCACCCGGCUAGUUUUUGUAUUUUUAGUAGAGACGGGGUUUCACCGUGUUAGCCAGGAUGGUCUCGAUCUCCUGACCUCGUGAUCCGCCCGUCUCGGCCUCCCAAAGUGCUGGGAUUACAGGCUUGAGCCACCGCGCCCGGCUGCAUACUCUUAAAGUAAUCACUUAUGUUAAAAAGAACCAAAAGGCUCUUUUCUUCAUGGUGGGGUGACAGGUCCUACAAGGACAAUGUGCAUAUUACUACAAACACAAAGAAACUAUACCACAACCCAUGACUGAAAAUAAUGUAGAAAACUUUAUUUAUGUUUCCAGUACAGAGCAAAACAACAAAUAAAAUCGUAACUAUGUAAACGAGAAUAAUUGCUGCUAAAUCAAAACUGUCGCAGCAUCUCCUUUCAAUAAAUUAAAUGGUUGAGAACAAUGUGUAAAAAAAAGUUGCACAAGUUCCCUUAAAUCUAUUUUCCUUAAUAUUUCACUUCUAUUUAAAACAAGCUGGGACAUAAAAAUUCUGUUGGAGACACUUGGGGAAGAUGUGAGCAACUAAUGCUGGAUUCAGCUUAUACAUGAUGAAAAAUAAACCAGACAAAAGGAGCACAUAAAUAUG